CUCCUCACUGCAGGAGGGCCUUGGCUCUGCCAGAAGAGGGAGACCAGGAAAGCCAGGCAGCAGGCAGGGCAGGGAAAGAGGUUGGCUUCUUAAGCCCCACAGCUGUGUUCUUUCACGUUUAGCUAGAGGCUGUGUCUGGUGUUCCAGAUAAGUGGACCCUAUUCUCAUUUCUUGGGUGCCAAGACCCUGGGCCAGGCUCAGCUGUUUUGGUCAGAUGGGUGGUAAGGAAGGGCACAAGAGAGGUGUGGGUACAAUGCUGGAGAUAGUGGGGAUGAGCCAGGGUUCACUCUUGGUUCCUGCCCAGGGAGGCAAUGAAUGGCCCCACCUGGGCUUUAAAGGUCUCUUGGGCCCCUUCACUUCACAGAACAGCUCCUGUGUGUGUUGGGUGACUCCAGGAUCUUCCUGCUCUGCCUCUUAGGGAUUCUUUCAGGGACAGGGUGAGUUUGACAAGGAAAUGUGGUGCAAGAGUCUGAAGUGAGGGAGAACAGGUGCACUGAAAGAAACCUGGAGGCGACAGCCAUGACUGUUCCAAGCACAUAUCUAGAAAUGGUUUUAGAAGUGGUUUCCCUGAGCAUGGUGUGUGUGCUUGGGGGUGAUGGGUAGGGGACAGACCUUGGGUGUCUCCUGCAAGGGCUCCAUGGCCAGACAGGUGGCAGCAGCCCCAGGGGACACUAGUCUCCUUUGUUCUGGGCCACGUGGAAUUCUGAUUGCUCAGACCAGAUGUCCAGGCUCCCUGGAGCCCUCUGGGGUGGGAUAGUUGGACACCGCCCUUGUAGGCUCACUGUUCUGUCUCUGCCUCUCACUAACCUGAGCCUUCCUGUAGAAUGAAGGUGGUGGAGUAGAGUGUGCAGGCCUUUCUGCUCCCGCUUCUGUGGGUCUGUGGUGCUGAAGGUAUACAGAAGCCUUGACCAAUGGGAGAUACCUGGGAGGAUGUGCACAGCAAUUGGCCCAGGAGUCAGAAGGCUGAAGGCACUACUGGCUCCAUGUUGAGAACACUUGAUUUGAGGGGUGAUGAGAAAGGGGUGAGAGGAAGGUGUGAACCCUAGGCCUGGGGUGAGGUUUUUGGAGGUUUCUAGCAGAGUGUGCACCCACGUCAUGGGGUGGGUUGGCCUCUAUCUGUAGGAGAAAUUGGAGGGCAGGUGCACCCUGCUAUCCUAACCUUGGUGUUCUGCAGAGCGAGCCUGGCAGGCUUCUCCAAGCUGGGGGAGGGGGCAGAUGAGUGUUCAGGGGAAGCAGCUCCCACGCCCCAUCUCCAGUGGGUGCAGCAGCCGUUGGCUGGAAAGAGCGCAUGGAACCUCUGCACCUGCCCUGCCCCAACCCCUCACUCCCUGCCCACAACACCCUAAGCUCCCAGCUGGGAGGGAUGGUCUGCCUUUCUCUCAGUCCAGUAUUGCAAAGCCUGUGAUGGGACUCAAAUGGUUACCUACUCAGCUUCAGUGAAAUAGUGAUGGGGAGAUGCCAUGUAAACUGUAAAGUUCUGUCUGAAUGGGGGCUAUAUGUCCCUGUUUCUGAUUUUGCUUUUCCCUGAGGUGUGGGACCAAGGCAGGAGCUUAUGAGGACAGCUGAGUCGGCAGCUUUGUGGCUGGGUAUCUCAGGCCCAAUCUUCAUCUUCUAUUUGCCUAAGCUUAGGUACUGUGACCUAUGAUGUGAUUGAUGUUCUGAGUGAGGGAUGGAGGGACAAGGUGACAGUGGAUGCUGAUGUCUGUGAUGGAAGGCCUGUCAAGGCAUUGUGUAUGAGGAGCAGAAACACACUGAAUACGUCUUCUGCCAUCUCGUAUUGUCCUCCACGUCUCAGUCUCUCCCAGGCCAGCAGCUGCGGAGCAUGAAUCCCUGAGCUGAAGCUGUUCUAGAGCUGGCAGAAGACCAAGCAUUAUCAUUCACCUCAAGGUGACAGUGGGAUCGAAAGCAGGGGGCCGCCCAGAAACUCAUACCCUACUUGUCGUUAGGCACCACGAACAGAAGGACCCGGCCUCCCCAGGGCUAUGGACUGACAGGUGGUACAUGCUGAGGGGCUCUCUCUCCCCAGAGCUGCAGGGAGUGUGGGGUUCACCAUGCUGGCACCAGGCAGUGGCCCCCAGCAAAGGAGCAAGCUUGCCCUGCAGUGGAGGCAGGUCUCCUGGAUCACCUGCUGGAUCACCCUGUGUGCUGUGGAAGUGCUCCCUGCCUGCCCUUUCUCCUGCACAUGUGACAGCCGCAGCCUAGAGGUGGACUGCAGCGGCCUAGGCCUCACUUCUGUGCCCCCAGAUGUGCCCGCUGCCACCCAAAGCCUUUUGCUGCUUAACAAUAAACUAAGUGCCCUGCCAAGCUGGGCGUUCACCAACCUGUCCAGCCUGCAGCGGCUGGACCUGUCCAACAACUUCCUGGACCAACUACCCCGCUCCAUUUUCGAGGACCUGGUGAAUCUGACAGAGCUGCAGCUGCGAAACAAUAGCAUCAGGACCCUGGACAGGGACCUGCUGCAGCACUCCCCAAGGCUCCGCCACCUGGACUUGUCUAUCAAUGGCCUGGCCCAGCUGCCCCCAGGGCUUUUUGAUGGGCUCCCAGCUCUGCGUUCCCUGUCACUUCGCUCCAACCGCCUGCAGAACCUGGACCGGCUGACAUUUGAGCCCCUGGCUAGCCUGCAGCUGCUGCAGGUUGGGGAUAACCCCUGGGAGUGUGACUGUAACCUGCGAGAGUUCAAGCACUGGAUGGAGUGGUUCUCCUACCGAGGGGGACGCCUGGACCAGCUUGCCUGCACCCUACCCAAGGAACUGAGGGGGAAGGACAUGCGUGCAGUCCCCAUGGAGAUGUUUAACUACUGCUCUCAGCUGGAGGAUGAGAACAACUCCGCUGGACUGGAUGCUCCAGGGCCACCCUGCACCAAGGCUAGCCCAGAGCCUGCUAAGCCUAAGCCUGGGGCUGAGCCUGAGCCUGAGCCCAGCACUGCCUGCCCUCAGAAGCAGAGGUACCGGCCUGUGAGUGUGCGGCGAGCCAUCGGCACAGUGAUCAUCGCCGGUGUUGUGUGUGGCAUCGUCUGCAUCAUGAUGGUAGUAGCUGCGGCUUACGGCUGCAUCUAUGCCUCCCUCAUGGCCAAGUACCACCGGGAGCUCAAGAAGCGCCAGCCACUGAUGGGGGACCCCGAGGGUGAGCACGAAGACCAGAAGCAGAUUUCUUCUGUGGCCUGAGAGCUCUCUGCCUGGCCCAGGUAGGACGGCAAGGAGACCUCAUGGGCAGCUCUUGAAAAGGCUGUCCUUCCCUCCAUCACAGGUCCUGUCUCAACUUGACACUGGUACUGCCUCCCCCAGUUCCUGGGUCCUCCUCCGCCUUCCAGCAGAGCAGCACUUCAGUCUCUUUCUAAGUCUCCCAGAAGCUGACGUUGGGCCAAAGUUUCUAGUGGAAGCCUCUCUCUGGGCCUCUGGUCUUUGAAAUGCCUGGGACUCUUUCUAGGCUUUUGAUUGCAGGGAAGAAAGGACCGAUUCAAGUGCUUCUGCACUGAGCACCCCCCUUUGGCCCUCCUGCCUUGGGCCAGCAUAGCUGGGUGACUCGCCAUACCUCUUGUUCAUCCCCACCUCAAUCUGCAUUUAGGGCCUGAGAGGGAGGAGCACGAGGGCCAGAGGUAGAUUUCUGACUCUUUUCUAAGCCAGACAGAUAUUCUUAAUCCCCUGCAGUGUGAAGUUUGUCUAGCUCUCAGUGGCUGGUGCCAGGGUGAAGACACUGCAGCCCUGUUAUCUGGGUCUAGUACUUAGAAACCCCAGGGUGACUGAUGGGUGGAUACCAUCAGUCUGACUACACUGCUCAUGGGUUCACUAACUCACUCUUGUUCUGUUUUGCUUUGGGGUUUUUGAGACAAGGUCACACACUAUACAUGAAUUCACUCUCAUGGGGUACCACUUGCACAGUCUCAUGGAUCAAGUCACACCUAUACCUCCCUACACUUGUCAGGUGGAAACAGAUGCCCUGUGAACUUGGGAGCAGAGGCCUGCUGUCCCCUCGGCCUGGAGGCCAAAGGCCCUCUUGCUUCCUGACCACUGUCUUCCUACGUCAUCAGGGGCUAAGUCCCAGACAAUAACACAGGGCUCCUUUGAGACCCUCCAAAGUGGGCCAAAGCAUGCUGCUGGAGGAACUGCCCGUUGCCAUGGCAACUCUCACACCUCUCUAGCUAGGUUUUUCCAGGGAUGAGAGAGCUGUGCAUGUGUGCACAGCAGGCUUCAAGUUUCUGAGAGCUCAGUUAUAGACCACUGGGUGUGCCAGGUGCCUUUUUCCUGCCAGGCUCUGGGCACACCUGGAAGUUUCACUCCUGAAGCCUGAAGCCAGAGCUCUGUCCCCUGACUUUUCCUGCCCCUUAUAUCACCUCUGUCUUCUCUUUGUGACCUCAGGGCUGGGACUGGGAUUUGCUCUGGGAUUGGUGGCCCACAUUAGGGAAAGCAGGUAUUGGGUAGUGGGCCCUCACUGAGGCUGGCUGCCUCCAACACAUCCCUAGCAGACUGUAGGGACAGGGAUAGGAUGACCACAUUCUGUUCAGAACCCUCAGUGAUGGGGCUUCCUUCCCAGGGGAUCAUCAACUCUGCCCGGCUUACUGGGAGCUUUUAAUUGCACCUGGACUAUCUAAGCCAGUGAUUAGCUGCGGUCCUACCUAGGAUGGAAACUCUUGCCUCCUGGGAUGUGCAAUUUUUCAGUGUUGCUGUCCUCUGUUCUUAGCUGCCUCCUCCUUAGGCGAUUGAUAUCCUUUUGCAGCUAGGGUCAGGAGAUGCUAGGCUGACGUCUUGCUCUGAGAAGGGUUUUGGUGGUGGCCAGGAAGAGGCCAACCAGACACUGAGACAGGGUCUACUAGGGAAUCAGGACAGGCUAGGCAGCUCUUUUCUUUCUCCUCCACCCCCCAAUCUAGUAGUGGGGACAUACACUGGGCCUCUCAGGAGAGCCUUCAAGGUCAUCCUCUGGCAGGCAGACAGAGCACAGGCCACUUUUUAGGAUCACAGGAUCCCUUCAGCUGGGCCAGUCUUCCUUCCUCUUUUGGCUGGUAGGAUGAUACCAGAUCUGGGAUUUUCUAAGGGCCUGGGGGAGGGCAGAGUGUUGUCAGUGGUGGUAUCUUUAGCUUGAGACAGAAGAUUUUUAAAGGCAAAAUUAUAUUUCUGGUUUGUUGUUUCAGAAGACCAAUAAA
This is a messenger RNA of Nannospalax galili (Upper Galilee mountains blind mole rat), 5137 nucleotides long. It is a transcript of the gene Lrtm2, whose product is annotated as leucine rich repeats and transmembrane domains 2. Bases 2052 to 3164 code for a protein of 370 amino acids. The transcript has 6 exons. Gene Ontology annotation, molecular function: protein binding. The record is from RefSeq and is a predicted model, not a curated record. Gene Ontology annotation, cellular component: plasma membrane. NCBI's taxonomy places the organism in Eukaryota, Metazoa, Chordata, Mammalia, Rodentia, Spalacidae.